AUGAGCAGAACUCAUCCACCACAGCUCAAGUUGUACAUGGACAAGAACAUGUUGUUCAAAUUGAAUGGAAAUAGGUAUGUGCGUAAUUUUUAUUCAUUCUGACUUCUGUUUUUAGGCAGAUUACCGGGAUUUUGCGUGGAUUCGAUCCCUUCAUGAAUUUGAUUGUCGAGGAAGCCAAGGAACAUCCAAAGGUGGGAUUUCGUUGAUCUUUCUUUUGUUUUUGGACAUAAAAAGCUCCGGCGAUACUUGGUUUUGAUAAUUGAACGAGUUUUACGCCGAUUUUUGCUUUAAAAAAUUGAAUUGCACUAGACAUCUAAUGUUUUCCUUUUAAGAACGGCGAGCCCAAGGAUAUCGGAAUGGUGGUGGUGCGUGGAAACUCGAUCGUCACUAUGGAGCCUCAACAACGUUUAGAUGGAUAA
Messenger RNA from Bursaphelenchus xylophilus (pine wood nematode), 419 nucleotides. The record is from the annotation of a GenBank genome assembly. NCBI's taxonomy places the organism in Eukaryota, Metazoa, Nematoda, Chromadorea, Rhabditida, Aphelenchoididae.